UCGAGCUGCGCACUGCUGUCAUAUGAGCCAAGUAAAGCGCACGGAGCCAAACAUCCAAUGGGUCAAUCUCAGCGACUUUACGCACCGACUGGAUUCUGUCUGCAGCCGGAGUUCGCGGACUGAGUGUGACACGCACCUGGUAGCGAAGAGUUACUUGGAUGGUUUAAUUUUUUCAACAACAACAACAACAACCCAAACCUAAAGAAACAGCUGCGCAAUAUAUAAAAAAAGAAAGACGCAGCAGCGAUGUUUAUCUCACGGAGAAAUCACUGAGAGCCGCAUCCUCCAGCGUCGCAUCCAACCGUUCACCCACCACCCACCGCAAAUGAGUUACAGGAUGAAUUCCGCGUUCGUAGCAGUGUUCCUUGCAGUGGUCGGGGCUCUGGCCAAUAAACAGGAUUGUUUGUCGGGCCAGUACACAACCAGCGGGGAAUGCUGCCUUCAGUGUCAGCCUGGAGAGGGGGUCAUCAAACCAUGUGGAGCCACGCAGACCGAGUGCGAGCCGUGCCUCGACAGUGAAACUUUCUCAGAACACCUGAGUCACACAGACCAAUGUGUUCCGUGCAUACAAUGCACGGGUCUAUUCCGCAUGGAGACACCCUGCACAGACUCCAACGACGCCACCUGUGUGUGCAACUAUGGCUUCUUCCUGAACGUCUCGUCCGAUCGCUGUGAGCCCUGCACCAAGUGUCCGGAGGGCAAGGGCAUGCUGCUCAGUUGUGAGCUGGACCACGACACUUUGUGUGAGCUGUGCACCGCGGACACGUACUCGGACCAGGAGAGCUCUCGAGAGCCCUGCAUCCCCUGCACCACCUGUGAUGAUGAGGAGGUGUUAGAGCCCUGCACAUCUUUGACGGAUACAGUUUGUCAAGUGCCAUACCCUUCAUUUUCCCCGACCCCCUUUUCCCCCACGUCCACGUAUGACAUUUUUUUGACGGAUGAUCCUCCACCAGAGGGCUCGACGGACCGGACCACCACCACCACCAACGGCGAUUCCCAGAAGCGUCUCUACCAGGGUCUGAACGACAAACUCAUCCCCAUCUACUGCUCCAUCCUGGCAGCUGUUGUUGUUGGACUCGUGGCCUUCAUCAUAUUUAAGAGAUGGAACAGCUGCAAGCAGAACAAGCAAGGCGCCAAUAACUGCACAGCCAACCAGAACCAGACGCCAUCGCCCGAGGGGGAGAAGCUGCACAGCGACAGCGGCAUUUCUGUUGACACCCAAAGUCUGCAGGAGCAGCAGGGCCAGACUCAGGCACAGACAGUGAUCACCAUGGACGAGGAGCCCUGUUUGCUCCUUCCUCUUCACACCAGAGAGAAAGUGGAGAAGCUGCUGUUCAGGGGCAACGAAGGGGACAACUGCGACCACAUGGAAGACAGCGACUGGUGCAACCUGGCGGGCCUCCUGGGAUACGAGGAGGAGCGGAUUGCCACCUUCCGGCAGGAGGAGCAUCCCGUCCGCGCGCUCCUGUCCGACUGGGCGAGCAAGGACUGCGCCAGCAUCGACUCGCUGUGCACUGCACUGCGGAAGAUCAACCGUGACGACAUCGCCCAGAGUCUGCUGCUCAGCCCGAGCGCUCCCAAGCCAACCGCCACUUCAGUGGUGUGAUUUACAGAGAGAGCGAACCACCUGGACCUUAACCGUAAUACUCCUCCUUCCUCAAUCCAGAUAAAUCAAGCUACAACCACUUUCAGUUCCUCCCUCGCUAACAUGCUGUGAUUACACGUGUCAUGUGUAGUGCAGUACUAGGACGCCACGAACCAGACAAAUUAAUAUCAAUACACUGAGUCAGGUGAAGGAAAAAGACACAGAAAACUCUUCUCUUAAGUAUCAGGAUGUGCCUGUAAUCUGUCCUUGUCACAUGUUCUAUAAAAACAACACAAUGCAAAACCAUUGAUGAUGAAGGGGAAGCAUUAGAAUUCAUUCCAUUGUGAGCUUUGAACAGCUGCCUGCCUUUCUUCUCUAGUUCACAUCCAGCUGACUGUUUAACUCGCCUUAGAAUGUACGUUACUGUGGAUAAUCAUCCAUCUUCUUCACUCUCCAACAAUAAUAAUCCGCUCCGCCCUUAAUUACAGCCUUCAUACGCCAGUGUUGUACCUCUUAAAAGCUACCUUUCAAAUCUGCGCCACCAAAGAGGAGUAAACGUCUCCAGACGGUACCUGACAAGCGACAUUACUGACAUGCCAUGUUAGGCCUUUUGAAUUUAAGUUGACAAGUGGCUUGUGUCUGCAGCUGGGACCGGAUGAGGCCUGCAUACCGCGGAGGAUCUGGAUCUUUGCAAACAUGACAAUCUGAGGAAAGAUGCUUGGACGCUUCUCAAAUGAGCCUGUUCUUCAUACGCAAGCCAAGAUCUGCUCCGUGCUCUGACUUUGAAAUUCUUGUGUUCGAUUUAAGACAUGGAGGUGCGGCACAUGUGGGAUUCAUCCCAACUUUGGCUUAAGUGAUUUCUGCAGACUUGUUAUGUAAGAGCUGCCGGCUGGACUCUGCCAACCAGGUGGUCUGUGGGGCAGGUCACAGAAGGAGGCAACAUGAGACUCCAGUGAUCAGGCCUAUCCGCUUAACACAGGAGACCCCCCCCCCCCCCCCCCACAGACUCCCUCAUGCUGACUCAGAAAUGGGAAGGACUUGGUAAAAAAAGUUACCCAACGACCAUGGAAACUGUAAAUAAGAGUGCACACACCAAAUAGAUUCUGUGUAUACAUACAAGUACACACAUUAGACCCACAAAAUGUAGCCACGCAUGCAUGUACUAUACAAACAAACGGACCAUGUAUGUAUCUCCAUUCUUAUCUAAUCUAGAAGACUCAGAAAACUCCACAUCCUGCCAUAUACUGCACCGAGGGGACCAUACACUGUUUAAUCUCACUACUAAUAAAACAUAUAAGGUAGCUCCGUGUCUUCAAAAUAUGUUUAAGAACCAUAUAAUUUGCGAUGUGCACUAAAGAUGGUGAAAUGCUACGCUAACGGUAAACAGCAUGCAGAAACUAUAGCAACUAGCGCACAAAUUCAAAGACAAAACAAUCGCACACGUUGACAAAGUGACAAAAUCCAGGGUUUUCUAUCCUUUUCACUUCAUUUCUCAGGGUUAUCUUGAACGAUUAAUAUUUUUGCCUUCUGUAGCUAACUGAGCGAUUUCAUUAUUGUUCAAGAGGAGAAGGUGAUUAUCCAAAGCAGUGAUCCUUGCGAUUGACAAUCCUUCAAAACAGGUGAAAAAGAGACGGAGGAGAGAAAAGAGGAGGAAGGGCGUCUUGUUUCCUCAUUGUUCGCAUCAACGGCCUCUGGAUAAAAGACAUAAGUCACAGGAAGUGGUGUGAAUUCCCAGUGAGGGAAAACGUUCGGUUGACUUAAAACGUAAAAGGUCGAAACCCAGGAAUCUGCAUUUGCAUUAUUCAUAUAUGUGAUUUUUACUUUGUGUUGUGUUGCACUUAUUUAGCUUUCGAAUUUGUCAAAGCACACUUAAACAAUCUCUUUAUCGUGCUGCCAAUCCCUCGGACCUACUUUUUGAUUCACUUUCUGUUCCGGGGGGAAGAUGUGAAGGAGUCAAACCGCGUUAAACUCACCUAUAUCUCCGACUUCAUCUGUUACUCACUGGUAAAAAUUGUAACUAACCACUCACAUACAGAGCGUCAUGUCAUAGUGUUACUUUAAAUGAAGGUAUUCUCACUUGUAUUUUAAUUCCCAAAUAACACAUGUAACUGGUAUUAUGUUUCUCUUAUAUUGACCUAGAUUGUAGCAGUUAAAUGUGUAAUUAUGUCUGUUUUGCGUCACAAGUGCCUGGGAACUAUUUCAGGUGUCCGCUGAUGUACAUUUGUUCUUUGUAUGUGUACCUUCUUUAUUUUUUUUUUUUAACUUGUAAAUAACGUGUCAUUUUCAAUUUUUUAUUUCACGUAAAGCCUAGAGGGCGCCACUGUACAAUAUGUGAAUGGGACUUUGUUACGAUAUCAGCACUGUCCUGGUUUAAAAAGAAGGGCAAAGGGAAGGGAGGUACCUGUGCAAUUAGCCAAUUAUCUACCAGGAGGUGUAUUAAGGUCCUGGGGACUGGUAAUGAAUAUUAAAAAGUACAGUCAGAAAUGGAAAUGCUCUAAUCUCUCAUUUUGUAAAAGUCACUUUUUCAGUCUAAGGGCUUUAUGUGAUUGACACCUCUGUAUGUUAAAAGAAGCUACAGCAACAAUCUUAGCUUAAGAACAAGCUUCUCUGAGUCUCUCUGAACAAACCGAGCUGAAGGUGAACACGUGACAUCAUUGCAUUGGGAGGUUGAAGAGGGAGAAAUAAAAGACUGUGUUUGGAAGGUUCAUUGUUUUUAAACCCUGGUGAUGUAGUUCAAAGUGACAAAGACUGACACCAGGACUGAAUUGUACAGAUGUGAGAAAUACUGAAUGUUCCUUGUAUACUAAUGACAUAUACUGUGCUAUACUUAAAUGUGAAUUUGCAGAAUUCCUACAGCAGACGAGCAGUAAAACCACUAAUAAAGCUCUUAAAUCCA
Pleuronectes platessa (European plaice) is the source of this 4481-nucleotide messenger RNA. RefSeq names its product nerve growth factor receptor b (gene ngfrb). Gene Ontology annotation, cellular component: cell surface; plasma membrane. The transcript is spliced from 6 exons. Gene Ontology annotation, molecular function: coreceptor activity; nerve growth factor binding; death receptor activity. NCBI's taxonomy places the organism in Eukaryota, Metazoa, Chordata, Actinopteri, Pleuronectiformes, Pleuronectidae. Gene Ontology annotation, biological process: Rho protein signal transduction. The record is from RefSeq and is a predicted model, not a curated record. The coding region runs from base 326 to 1606 and encodes 426 amino acids.